Molecule: messenger RNA, 3586 nt
Organism: Neoarius graeffei (lesser salmon catfish)
Lineage: Eukaryota; Metazoa; Chordata; Actinopteri; Siluriformes; Ariidae
Product: Fc receptor-like protein 5
Exons: 18
Coding region: 1-2523 (840 amino acids)
Biological process (GO): cell surface receptor signaling pathway
Molecular function (GO): transmembrane signaling receptor activity
Source: RefSeq, a predicted model, not a curated record
AUGGAGCUCAGUUCACUCCCGGUGAUGCUCUUGCUGGUUUCACUGAUACCAGUGGCCCAUGUUCAAGGGAGAGUUAAAGCUGUGGUGUCCAUUCAGCCUGAUGCACAUGUGUUCAUUGGAGAGGAUGUUACUCUCAGAUGUGACACACAGGGAGGAGGAGACACUCAGCGGCCAUACAGCUGGUAUAAGAACAAUAAUAGAUUCUACACAGCUGGAGGAUAUCCAGCCUCAAAGGAGUUAAAUAUCAGGUCUGUUGGUGACUCUGACGGUGGUUCCUACACCUGCAGAGGACGGGAUUCAGAGAUCAGUGAUGCUGUUACACUGACUGUAUCAGAGAGACCACCGCCAGUACUGAGUGCAUCUCCACAGAGCUGGCUGACUGAAGGAGACUCAGUGACUCUAAGCUGUGAGGUUACAGGCUCCUCUACAGACUGGACAUUCAGCUGGUACACAACUGUUCCCUACAGAUCCGGAUUAACUCAAAUAACAAAUAGUUGUGGCUAUAGCAUGUCUGUGGAGCUCCUCUCAGACAGCAGCAGAGGAUCUGGAGGCAAAUACACUCUCAGUCCUUCUGCUCUGAAACACACAGGAGUUUAUAUGUGCAGAGGAGAGAGAGGAGAACCAGCCUUUCACACACAGUACAGCAAUCCACAGCCUCUAUGGAUCACUGGUGAAUCUCCUCCAGUCUCUCUGAUCAUCAAUCCCAACAGAACUCAACACUUUACUUCUGACUGUCUCUCACUGAGCUGUAACUCUACUGACCAGAGUCGUUCUACUGGAUGGACAGUGAGACGAUACACACACAGUGAGGGAGUGUUAGAUUGUUCUCCAUGUAAAAUCAGCUCCCUCUCCACAUCCUACACUGGAGUUUACUGGUGUCACUCUGAAUCUGGAGAAAACAGGAAUCCUGUUAACAUCACAGUGCAGGAUGGUGCUGUGAUCCUGGAGAGUCCUGUCCAUCCUGUGACUGAGGGACAUCCUCUGACUCUACGCUGUUUAUAUCGAAACCCAAAGCCCUCAAACCUCCGAGGUGAUUUCUAUAAAGAUGGAUCAGUCCUCCAGACACAGACUACAGGAGAGAUGAUCAUCCAGAAGGUCUCAAAGUCAGAUGAAGGUUUCUACCACUGUAAACACCCAGAGAGAGGAGAGUCACUGAAAAGCUGGGUCUCAGUCAGAUUGCUGGUCUCACUGAUACCAGUGGCCCAUGUUCAAGAGAGACCUAAAGCUGUGGUGUCCAUAAAGCCUGAUACACAUGUGUUCAUUGGAGAGUGUGUUACUUUCAGAUGUAACACACAGGAAGGAGGAGAUUCUCAGAGGUCAUACAGCUGGUAUAAAAACAAAGAUCCACUCUCCACAGAGGGAGGACAUGUAGUCUACAGAGUCCACACAAACCCGGAGUUGUUUCUCUGGUCUGUUGGUGACUCUGACCGUGGUUCCUACACCUGCAGAGGACAGGAUUCAGAGAUCAGCUCACGCUCAUCACACUUCAGUGAUGCUGUUACACUGGAAGAUGUGGGUGAAUCUCCUCCAGUCUCUCUGAUCAUCAAUCCCAACAGAACUCAACACUUUACUUCUGACUCUCUCUCACUGAGCUGUAACUCUACUGACCAGAGUCGUUCUACUGGAUGGACGGUGAGACGAUACACACACAGUGAGGGAGUGUUAGAUUGUUCUCCAUGUAAAAUCAGCUCCCUCUCCACAUCCUACACUGGAGUUUACUGGUGUCACUCUGAAUCUGGAGAAAACAGGAAUCCUGUUAACAUCACAGUGCAGCAUGGUGCUGUGAUCCUGGAGAGUCCUUUCCAUCCUGUGACUGAGGGACAUCCUCUGACUCUACGCUGUUUAUAUUGGAACCCAAAGCCCUCAAACCUCCGAGCUGAUUUCUAUAAAGAUGGAUCAGUCCUCCAGACACAGACUACAGGAGAGAUGAUCAUCCAGAAGGUCUCAAAGUCAGAUGAAGGUUUCUACCACUGUAAACACCCAGAGAGAGGAGAGUCACUGAAAAGCUGGGUCUCAGUCAGACGUGAGAAACCCUCCUCAGUCCCAGGAUUUAGAUCCAGUGUUGGAACAGCAGGAGUGGCUGUGGGUUUGGGAUUUUUGUUCAUUGCGUUACUGAUCUUAAUGAUCCUGCUGUGGUCCUACAAAAGAAAGAAAGAAAAGCAGCAGAAAACCAAUCAGACAUCAGAUCAGAAUCAGAGGCGGUCAGGAGCUGAAGACUCUCAGGCAGGACACACACCACUUCAGGCUGGAACUGAACACAUUUACGACACUGUGGCUCAGGCAGAUACGAGUGGAACAGGUGAAGCUGCAACUGAGAGCAGCGAAGCCACUUACGCAAAGGUCACGAAGAAAAAGAAGGCAAACAGGAACAAUGGUGCUGAUGCUGAACAAGGUGCAGGUGUUGGUGAUGUGACUUAUGCUGAGAUUGAACUAAAACCACCAAAAAAAUCGAAGAAAGUAAAAGAGAGAGCCAGUCUGGCUGAGGAUACUGUAUACUCAGAGCUUCAGCAGAACAUGAAGUGAGCUGUGAGUCUGUGCACGCUGAUGAAGUGACGGUCAUCAAACAGAUCAGUGGAAAACUGUUAAUUGUGUCUGUCUUCUGUUUCUUCCCAAAAUGCUCAGCUGUUAGCUUUAAACUGCUAUUGUUAUGGUCUAAGCUUGGAUAAUGCCAAACCUGCCAGCAAUUUUGAGAACUUGCUCAUAUCAACCAUGCUCUGAUGAACCUGCAGAAGCCAAAACAUCAGGCUCUUACUGGAGAUGUGUGUAAAUAGCAGAAGUUCAGGCCAUGGAUCAAGUCAGUCUGAAGAGUUUAACAUGCAUGAAAAUCCCUCACCUUUAGGCGAAAUUCGCCGUUUUGAAACCAAAAUGGGUGACCUACGUGAAUCGUGUAGAUCCGAUGAGAAAAAAAAUUGGGGGGGGCGGGGGUUUUGAUAUUGACCCAAAGGGCAAGGAGGUCGCUUCGCACCCUGUAAAAGAUUUAUUCCUUUGUAAGGAUAAAUUGUAAGGAUUUAUUCUUAAUUGUAAAGGAUUUAGUCUGUGAUCCUCUGUUCAGUAUUUUUGUUUAAAAUGACUGAGGCCUUCUGUCUCAGCUAGACACAGUAUCUUUGUUUAAAAAUUCCAUUCUGUCUGCACAUUGCUAUCAUAUAUCAUCAGAACAUUUUGUUUAUUGAUCAGAAAUGUGUCAUGUUUAUGAUUGAUUCAAGAUUUACACACACAGCGCCAAGGUCUUCAGUGAUGUCACACCUUCACUCACACACACACACACACACACACACACACACACACACACACACACACACAUCUGAACAUUCCAUCAGAACACUGAUGUAAUUAAGAUGUGACCUGCUCAGACCAAGGUUUCCCUACAGUCUCUGAAGCAUGCAAUGAUGUCAUACACACACAGAGACAUCAAAAUGAUGUCACUCACUCACACACCCCCAUAUAUACACACACACACACACACACACACACACACACACACACACAUCUGCAGUGAUGUCGCUUCAUCCACACAGGUAACAGACACAUAAAAUCCCCUGUAUUUUCUUGCCUCGUUGGGGACUUGUGAAUAAAGAUUGCGAACUUA